AUGUCUUCAAUUGAAUCAGCUCAAAAAGCUCUUCUAGCUGAAGUAGCCAAGCAAGAUUUUGCAUUAAAACAUGUUGAACCACCAGGUGAAUUAUUGUCAACAGCUCAAGCAAAAUUAUUACUUGAAGUACAAGGUGGUAAAUAUGAAUUAAAUCAUGUUGAAAAUCCUCCAAAAGCAGGUUUAACUGAAGCUGAAAAACAAGCUUAUUUACAAGAAAAACAAUAA
Messenger RNA from Rotaria sp. Silwood2, 225 nucleotides. The record is from the annotation of a GenBank genome assembly. NCBI's taxonomy places the organism in Eukaryota, Metazoa, Rotifera, Eurotatoria, Philodinida, Philodinidae.